AUGGAUAAAAGAAUUUAAAAAAGAAGGUUGAUAAUUCUGAUAGUAGUGAUUUGCAAUAACUAUUAGAGAUAUCUAAGAAAUACAAGUAAAGAGUAUUAUGACAUAAUUAAAAAAAUCAACCUAGACCAGAAAAGUAGGAAAUCCCAAUAUUAAAAAAAGUGGAGCCUCCUGAACUUCCACCUCAACCACCUUAACCAACGAUUUUGCCAUAAUUUAAAACUUUCAAGAAGAGUGAGAGUGGAGCAUAUAAGGUACCUUAAAAUCUACAUAACAACUAUCCUCAUGAAGUGUAUGUAAUUGGAUUAAAAUAGUCGACUUUAUUUGGGAAGUCUACCAGAUAAUUAAUUACAUUAGACAAUAAAUGGAAUCUAAUGGAGCUGUAAUUGAUCCUGGAGAUCCAGUGAUACAAGUAUAAUUACAACUGGGUUAGAAAUAUUGUUUUGUGUAAUUCAGAAGUAUAGAAGAAAUAGAGGCUGCAUUAUAAAUAGAAACAAUUAAUUAUAAAGGGAAACAACUUAAAUUCAAGAGAGUUAAAGAUUAUAAAAUAAGUUCACAUAUUAAGGGUGAAAGGGAAGUGCCAAAGAUUCAACCAAAAGGGCCUGCUAAGAAUAUAUUUGUUUGUGGAUUGGCAUCUGAUACUGAUAAUGAAAUUUUGGCUAAUAUACUAAUAUACUAAAAGAAUAUGGGAGUUUGAAAUCAUUUAAUGUAGUUAGAGAUAUAAAAAAUGUUUGUAAGGGUUGGGUUUUGCAUUUUGUGAAUUUGAAACUGAUUUAGAAACAAUGGAUUGAAUAAUAAAGUUAUUGGAGGUAGAUUAUUAUAAGUUAAGUAGAAUGCUUAAUUGCCUACUCCAACAUACGAUUAUAUUAUUGAUACUAUAACAUUAGGAGAAUAAUCAGCAUUUGAAUCUAAAUUAUAAUAAAUUAAUUAAACGAAAGUAAGUAGUGUUGCAGUUAGAAUUAAAAAUAUUGAAGAUGAUUAUGAAUAUAAUUUUAUUGUUAAAGAUUAAAAAAAAGAAAUUGAAAAAAAAAAUAGGUAGAUUAUAUGUAUGGUUUUAUCAAGAAAGAAGGAUGGUUAUUCUGAAGAAAUAGAAAGGUUUUUGUUAAAUUUGA
Messenger RNA from Paramecium primaurelia, 1109 nucleotides. Lineage: Eukaryota; Ciliophora; Oligohymenophorea; Peniculida; Parameciidae. The record is from the annotation of a GenBank genome assembly.